GAAGAAGAAGAAGAAGGUUUGGUCUCGGGUCUUUGUUGUGAACCCUUGUCUCUGCCGUGAGUCCUGCUCUUUCCGUUACAUAGUUCAUCUGGUACAACCAGAGUGAACCGCCAGAGCCCGUGUGUUUAGAUAAACUUGUUUAAGCGAACUUAGUGUAAGUUUUUGGGACGUUUCAUCGCAGGCUCAUCCUCCUUAGCUAAGAAUGCUAAUGAAGUUAGCUUAGCGUGCUAGCGGCAAAUAGACAUAGACAGAGUUCGACCACACAGUGCUAGUCGGAGUGACUUAGAGACCAACCUUUUUUCAUGGGCCAGCAGUGUCCAGAUAAACCUGUCUGAAUGGACUCUGUCUUUUUUCUUUCCCUGAAAAAAAGUGAAUGACCGUCUGAUCUUUUACGAAGCUAAUGAAGCCAGCUUGCUAGCUGGAAGUAGACGGAGGCGGCGGUAUCCAGUAACACGGCGCACAUCAGAGUGAACAAACCUUUAUCGGAGUGUGUCUGGAGGAAAAGUUGCUGUGAUUGAGAAAAAAAUGUCUAAAGUUCAAAUGCUGAGAGCUUUUGUCAACCAGCGACUAGCUGCGGCUGCUGAAGAGAUCUUUGAGCUGUUUGAAACAACGAUAGCAGAGUACGAGGAGAAACUUGAGUUCAGUUCAAAAGAGAAUCACCGACAACGGAAACUACUGGACGCUGUUUACAACCCUGUCCGGUUACACAGAGCAGAGGUCCAGCAGCUGUUGGUGAUUAAGGAAGAGGUUCAUCCUGAGCAGCAGGAGUGGAGAUCCAGUCUGGACCAGGAGGACCCAGAGCCUCCACACAUUAAAGAGGAACAGGAGGAACUCUGGAGCAGUCAGGAGGGAGAGCAGCUUCAAGGGCUGGAGGAGGCCGAUAUCAAGUUCACAUUCACUCCUGUCCCUGUGAAGAGUGAAGAACAUGACGAGAAUGGUCAGUCCCCACAGCUUCAUUCAGCUGGAGGACCAGAAUCAGCCAGGAACUCAGCCCCAGAUAGCCCUUUACAACCAACUACUGAUGACAAGACGUCACACUCUGAACCUGAGACUGAUGACAGUAGAGACUGGGAGGAGACACAGGAACCUCAGACAGGUUUAAACCCUCUGCAAAACAGUGAGGUACCUCUAAGUGAAAAAACACCAAUUAGCUCCUCUGAAUGUGCUGGAAGGUUUGACCACAAGGGACACCUGCAGAAACACACUGGGAUCCAAACAGGGGAGAAACCAUUUAGUUGCUCCAUCUGUGGUAAAAGGUUUUCUCAAAAGAGGUCUUGGAAGACUCAUAUUAGACUUCAUUCAGAAGGAAAACGUUACAGCUGCUCAGUUUGCAAAGUGAAGUUCAAUUUUAGAAGCAAUUUGGUUAAACACAUGAGAAGCCAUACUGGGGAGAAACCAUUUAGUUGUUCAUUUUGUAGUAAAAGAUUUGCAGUGAGUGACCAUCUGAGACAACACUUUAAUAUUCACACAGGGGAGAAACCAUUUAGUUGUCAAUUUUGUAACGUCAGAUUCGCUGCCCAGGGAAAUCUGAGACGACACAUGACUGUCCACACAGGGGAAAAACCAUUCAGUUGUAUAGUUUGUGGUAAAAGAUUUGCACACAAGGGAGAUAUGAAACGACACCUGCUUGUUCACACAGGAGAGAAACCAUUUAGUUGUUCAAUUUGUGGUAAAGGUUUCACACAAACUGGAGAUUUGAGACGACACUUGACUGUCCACACAGGGGAGAAACCAUUUAGUUGUUCAAUUUGUGGCAAAAGUUUUACUCAAAAGGGAACUCUGAAACAACACCUUACUGGCCACACAGGAGAGAAACAAUUUAGUUGCAAUGUUUGCAAUAAAAGUUUCUCCCGGUUGUAUAAUGUCAAAAAACACAAGUGUGUCGGGGAGAGCAGCAGUAAUAAGUGAAGCUGCAGAGAUUCUUGUUGUUAAAUUUUUUCCAGCAGCAACAAAGUACUGGGGGCAAGAUUGGUUUCAACACUGGUUAGCCAAAACUGUCAGACUAAAGGCUGAUAUAGACUCAAUGGCCCAAUCCCAAUUCUCCCCCUUGGUCCUACCCCUAGUUUUGGGGUGCCCUUGGCAGAGUAUUGGCCCUUUAGAAUGGAGCUGCAAGGGGCAGGGUUUGAAAUCUUAAACUUCGAAAUGGGAUGCCACUUGUUACGUCACCAGUAGCAUUAGUCAGCCGAAAGUGAUAAAAGAAAUUCUGUUGAAACUUAUUGCUAAAAGUAGUUAAUAUCCAGAUGAAACAGCUUUAGUUAGCUAAAAGUGAUGAAUAAAAUUUGUUGAAAUUGUCAGCUGAAAGUAGUUAUUAACCAAUUGAAGUAACAUUAGUUAGCUAAAAGUAAUAAAUACUAGUUUAAACAGUUCAUGAAAAGUAACUGAUAAGUGGUUAAAAUAGCAUUACUUAGCUAAAAGUAAUGGAUAAAUGUUGAAACCAUUUGUUAAAAGUAACUGUUAAGAGGUUGAAAUAGCACUCUUUAGCUAAAAUCAAUGGAUUAUGGUUGAAACAGAUUGACAAAAGUAACCAAUAAGCAGUUGAAAUAUCAUUAGGUAGCUAAUAAGCAAUGACUAGAUGUUGACGAAGUUCAAAGUAAUUUGUAAGUGGCUGAAACUGCAAUAGUUAUCUUAAAGUAACUGACAAAUGGUUAAAACAGCAUAAAUUAGAUUAGCGUUGAACUAUGAUUUUAAUUUAUGGCUUUUUUCCCCUGCCCCGAUAGCAGCCAUGUUGCUUGUUUCGCCAGAGACGGAGAUCAACCCUGCUGUUACUUUGCAGUAUAUAUAGUUCAACGUUAAAGUUACAACUGUACAGAUUGUAGAUUGUCCUUGUGUUUAUAUGUUUGGUAUUAUGUUUUGUAUUUAAUUUUUAUUAUGUUUGUAUUGCUUAUGUUUGUCAUUAUUUGUAAGGACCCCCUUGAAAAUGAGAUGGCACAUCUAAAGGGGCUAUCCUUGAAAUAAAGAAAAAGAUUCGAACAAAUUGACAGUGACAUUGCAUCUGCAGUUUUCUGUCGUUACUUUUAUAAUUAUGUCCUAUUGUUGUUUUAUUUACGAUUAUUUUGUUCACUUAAACAAUUAAUAUUCCUAUUAUUACUACUGUAUGUGACUGGUCAUCGGUUACUUGAAUGCGUUGUCAUCUGACAUUGCAACUUCUGUCAGCUGUCAAGCUGUCAUCUGUUUGGGACUUAGUCGAUGUGACGUAUUGUCUGCUGUGCAGAGGAUUGUGGGUCAGAAAAGCCAGAAAAGCAUGCUGGCUUGCAUACUAAGAAAUCAGACGGGAUGUAGUAGAAUAUCCUGGGCCGGCAUUCACAAAGAAUUCUAAGACUAAAAGUAGCUCGUAGUGACGUCAUUCUAAGAAAAAUCUAAGAAAAAAAGAUUUUUCUUAGAAUUUUCCCUUGGUAAGAUAAAAGUUAUUCACAAAGCAUCUUAGGCCUUGAGAGAGCUCCUAAGGUGAAAAACUGUUAAGAGGAGGGAGGAGGACUUUUAAGAAGCCUAAGAGUGUCUUAAACAGAGAAGAUGGCGGAAAGACAGAGAGGAAGGAGAGAUAUUCUCCGUAUAUUGAACAACAGUGAUUAAAUAAGACGCUACCGGCUUGAGUGCAGGGAGAAUGUUUGUGGUUGACCUCAUCAGGGAUGAGCUUACUUUUCCCACCCAGCGUAGUAACACAAUAACGCCCGCUUUGAAUUGCAGCACGUACCAGCGCUUCUCACACUCAUCGCUUGUGCGUAAAAGGAGAGGGAAGGACACAUUGAUUUGUCGGGCAAUGCGCUCCCAAGUCUACCUCUUCCCUUGUGCCGUGAUCCCAGGACCGAAUUUCCCUCUUAAAGCUCCGUUGUUCUCCUCCACGAGCUGUGCCAACAGCAGGCACUGCUCUUCUGUCCAGUUCGGCUUUCUCGUUCUUUUUUUUCUUCAUUUCAUUCGUUGUUUUGGUCAUUCUGCCUAAUCAAACCGCUUUUUACAAGGAGGCCAGCAAUCACAGUAAUUGCUGACAGCUGAGUCUGCGUCCACCAUUAAUAUCAAAUAGAUUAAGUAGUAAAAUUACCAGCAUGGCGAGUAAACAUAGCUAAUAAACAAAUCAAUAUAAUAAUCUGCAUGUGAAUGAGGUACGUUCAAACAUUCUGAAGCUGUGUAACAAUUAAUUUAAUUUUGCUGAGUUUCAUCAUCAUGACAUAAAAUUAUUUUCACGAUUACACAUUUCUUAAUACAGUCUAAGUUCUAUGAUCGGUUGAUUUCACUGUCCAAUCAUUACUAGGAGCGCAUUUGUUUUUCUUUUUUCUUUUUGUAACAACCAAUCACAGCUUUUAGAAGACUGCGUCAUACCUAGCAACGGGGUCAACCACACCUCCUCACUAAGAUAAAAGUUUCUGUCCCCUCCUUGCUCAGAGUUGCUCUCAGAAACUCCUAAGCUAAGAUUCCUUGCUAGGAAUUUUUAGGCUAAGUUAGUCUUUGUGAAUACGGCCCCUGGUAUUUUUGGCAUACUGCAUUUCACAUACUAUGUAUUGGGAUACACUAAAUCUUUUCUGGUGUACUAUAUAAUAUUGGGUAUUAGAAUGCAUAGUUCAACUGCCGUAGUCCGAAAGCACUCUGGGAAUUUUAUUGUGCCACUAUGUUUGGACAACCACCUGAAGGGGUUGAUGACCACUACUCCUCAAUCCCCCAACAGAAACAGGACACUGUACCCUUUAGAGCAGCACUCAAUAUGGAGUGGUGGGGCCACAAGGAGGAGAAUUGAGAUUGGGCCUAUAUCAGCCUUUUUUAGAUAAGAUGAAGUUACACAAUUAUUUAAAUUAGGUAUGUCCCAAUUAAGUUUUUCGACCCCUGACCCUGAUCCAAAUAAUUUAAUAUUAAAUAUCUGCCGAGCUGCUAAAAUGCUUUCUGUGUAAUCAGGGCUAAAGACUACCCAGCACUGCACAAAUGCCCAUGUUUUCUGCUGUUAACAGCUGUUCCAAUCAAUACAACUGGAAAAAAUAAAGGCCACUUUAAAUCCCAAAAAUCGUAGGACGUAAAGGGGAGAAGAAACAAAAAACACAGAGAGAAACAGCAGCAGAUGUGAAUAAAAACCUCCAUCUUUACUCUGGAGACGCGGAGUCAACUUAUUUUAAACGUAAACGUCAAAGCCUUGUGUUAAACGUGCCUUGAGUUGUAAUGUGCUGGGACAACUUCUCAGUGUUUUAAGCCAAGACAGAUUUUUAACAGCAUUUCACCAGACCUCUGGUAGCAUUCGACCAAGUGGGUAGAAAAUAGUAGCAAAAAUUAGCUAACCUUAGCUAGUAACGUUAACCUGACACUGCCUGCAUCCGUGUGCAUCCAAAUAUAAAAGACAUUUACAGUCAAACAUGUUUAGUCACCCGCCAAAAAACAAGAUGGCAGUUGUUUCAGUCAUGGACCCAAUUGCACACAUAAUGGUUACAGUCGAUUAGACUGCACGAUUUUAUCGGCACGCCGUGUAACACUGGUAACAUUAGGAGGUCUGGAGGAUGAGGUAAUUUCUCACGAUGAUGGUGUCCACACCGACAAGUUGGUUGAGUUGUGGGAAAAAUUACUUCGUUGUUUUGUAUGGAUUACGUCCAACAUGAGUUUCAAUUUUUCAACGAUACCUGCUGCCUGCACUUAAAACUUUUAUGUAGCCACUGUCCUCUGCUUACUAUUCAUGCAGUACAAGGAUUUAUCACUGUCUGCCUUCCCUCUGAAUUUUGCAUGUCAUAAUAGGCAUGUGAUUUCAAACAGGCUCUUGAGAGUUUACUUUUCAUUAUCUGUGCAUCUUUUGCAUGAAUAAGUUUACAUUAAAAAAAAUUGUUGUAUUGGCUUUUUGCUUGUGGGGCUUUUCUUGUACUUGACAUGAUGUGGAGAGUGUGGUUUUUGUUGGUUCUGCACCACUGUCCCUCUCUCAGCAGAUGGACGGACAGUUGACAACGACUAGUCAAAACACCAGCUGACAUAAAGCAAAAGAUCAGAGCGGGCUCUAUAUAGCUCAAUAUAGCUGAUCCCAAUCAGUUAAAA
Messenger RNA from Epinephelus fuscoguttatus (brown-marbled grouper), 5994 nucleotides. Its product is annotated as gastrula zinc finger protein XlCGF57.1-like. The transcript has 2 exons. Lineage: Eukaryota; Metazoa; Chordata; Actinopteri; Perciformes; Serranidae. The coding region runs from base 526 to 1908 and encodes 460 amino acids. Gene Ontology annotation, cellular component: nucleus. Gene Ontology annotation, molecular function: DNA-binding transcription factor activity, RNA polymerase II-specific; RNA polymerase II cis-regulatory region sequence-specific DNA binding. Gene Ontology annotation, biological process: regulation of transcription by RNA polymerase II. The record is from RefSeq and is a predicted model, not a curated record.